Halichondria panicea is the source of this 3486-nucleotide messenger RNA. RefSeq names its product ras-specific guanine nucleotide-releasing factor 1-like. The record is from RefSeq and is a predicted model, not a curated record. NCBI's taxonomy places the organism in Eukaryota, Metazoa, Porifera, Demospongiae, Suberitida, Halichondriidae. The coding region runs from base 94 to 3351 and encodes 1085 amino acids. Gene Ontology annotation, cellular component: cytoplasm. The transcript is spliced from 21 exons. Gene Ontology annotation, molecular function: protein binding; guanyl-nucleotide exchange factor activity. Gene Ontology annotation, biological process: small GTPase-mediated signal transduction.
CUUCCUGAUUGACCUUCAUAAAACCACAUAGAUGUAAAUAAGCUUGUAAAAAGCUUGUAAUUAGCUUUGCUUGAGUGAGUCAAUAACAGAAGUAUGCCUACAAACACUAUACGCUUUGAAGAGUUGCAACUGCUGGAGCUAGCCGCCAAGGCACGGGCCCAUGGCUGCAAGAAAGCUUAUCUGCAGAAAUGUGACCAGAAACUCAAGAAGCUGUCUCAGAGAUGGUGCUGCUUGUACAGAAACUUUCUGUUUUACUUUGAGGGUGAGAGCUCCCCCAAACCUCUGGGAGUGGUGUUUCUGGAGGGCACUAACUGCAGACCUGUGGAGCAACUUGGCCUGCCAGUGGCUAACUUGGAGGGUGGGUUUUGCGUGAGCAGUGAAUGGUCGAGCAACAGGAUACACUUCUUUGUUGCUCGUGACGACAAGGAAAGAGACGGCUGGAUCGAGGCUCUUAACAAUUCAAAUAUGAGCAAGCUGUUGCGAGACCUAGAGGAACAGAGAGACCUGUGUGUAGAGCUGAGGGGCACACUAUCCAUUAACAAGUCAGAGGUGGACCACCUCACCAAAGCCAACCUCCAGGCACAGGAAGACAUUCAACACCUCAGAGGAGCUCUUCAAAGUGCAUCUCCUGCUCACACUCGAAAGAGACCAUCGUUGGGUGUGGUCAGUGCCUCCCCUGAGAAGACGAGCUCCAAUAGAGACGAACAAGCUAGAGUGCUUCAAAGCUACAUUCGUGGGUGGCUCAUCAGACGACGUUGGAAGCGUGUGGUGAGGGACUACCUUGACUCACCCCAGUCUGCAGUGCUCAAGAAGAGGAACCAGUUGAUAUGGAAGUUUGUGGCCUCAGAGGAGGAUUACGUGAGUCAGCUGCAGCUGCUGGCUGAAGAGUACCUACCUCAGUGUGACAUUGCCUCAGGCUCUAGGAAACCACCACUCUCUAAGGAACAGGUCACAGACAUCUUUAGAAAUUGUGAGGAGCUGCUCCUGUUCCAUCAGCUGUAUCUUCGUGGUUUACACUCGAAGAUUGAGAAGUGGCCAGUGGUGGUCCUUGGGGAUGUUCUCAAGUUGUUUGUGCCCAUGAUGGAUAUCUACCACCAGUUCAUAGGGAACCACAGUCAUGCCUUGGAUGUGCUCCUAGCCCUCACGACCAAGCCUGCAUUCAAGUCCUUCCUGGAAACAAUCCAGGGGCGGCCGGGUCCAGCAGGCGUGUCACUGGACUCCCUACUUGUAACUCCCCUCAAAAGAAUCUCCUCCUACAUACAAGACCUGCAAGAGUUGAAAGCACACACACCCACAGAGCACGUUGACUACGUUACUAUCACUGAGACAAUCACAGAGCUGGAGUUUAUACAAAAGACGGUGACGGAUGAGGUGACACAGAGUGAGAAUAUUCGUCAGGUACUCAAGAUUGAGAACAUGAUUGAGGGAGGCUGUGUGCAGCUGCUGGAUAAGGAGCAGAUACUCAUCAGACAAGGACUCCUCCAAGCCCUACGAGCUGAUGACAAACCCACUAAUUCCAUCACCUCCCUCACCGCUCUCACCCGGGGCAGACUACGGACACAGCCACGACAUUGCUUCCUCUUCUCUAAACACCUGCUGGUUACCAUGAGGGUUACCAAGAAACCACAAGACUGCUACAGAAUCAUCAAGGUGUUCCCCCUGAGGCAGUGUAAGGUGUCCGAGUGCACAUCCUCUGAGGUGGUAGAGGUCCACUACCGAGGCAUGAGGAUCGAGUGCCCGGGGGAGGUGGAGGCGGAGUCACUCACGCUAAUAGCCAGCACCAUCAACGAGAAGGCUCAGUGGAUGACCGACUACUCUCAGUGCAUUGAGAAUGAGAAGCAGAACAAGAUCAUACAGAGUCAGAGUGCUGGAGUGCCAGUGGAGCUGGACUCUCCGUUCAUACGAUACAGCACCUUCAAAACAGGGAAAGAGCAACUGGUAAACUGUGGCAGUGUUGAGAGUCUGCUGGAGCGUCUCGUCAAGGUCAACUACUACGGUCUGGACUUCCUCAAUACGUUCCUAAUGACCUUAGACCUCUACACUAACGCCCACACAGUCCUCGAGUACCUGAACAAGAACUACGAGGAGAUCCUCCAUGAGAGAGAGAGGAGACGCAGUGGAACUAUCUCACCUCAGGACGCCAUUUCCUCCAUCAGGGCUACUAGUGGGUCCCUCACCUCAGCUGACAUCACUCCCCACGUUGCAGCCUUGACUAACGGAGGAAAUCUCUCCCCCAGGAUGAACCACACUUACCCUCGUACCAACGGGAUCAGUAUACCACUCUCUCCCAACAAGAAACGCUCGGCUUCGGCCACAGCUGUGGAGAUAACACCUCGGACCAUCACUGGGAUAUUCUUUGCACUCAAACAUUGGAUCUCCAAACACUUUCAUCACUUCAGAGAGGACAGCAAACUAGCCACAAAGCUGGAGCUACUCAUAGAACACGCCUGCAAAGCACGAACCCUCUCUCUCAAAGAAACAGAAGCUGUCUCAGAUGUGAGUCGUCUUUAUGUCAUGCAGAAAGGCCCGGUUGAAGAGCCCAGUCAAGUUUUUCAACUCAUGAACAUGCAGUCUACAAUUCAUCUACCCAAAAAGCCGUUUGAGUGCCUGUUGCUAUGGUCACCGCGAGACUGUGCCGAGCAGUUGUGCAUAAUUGAAGCCACCCUCUUCAGCAGAAUAGAAAACAGUGAGAUUUUGAGAUAUUUUCAAGCAAAGGGUGAUCAGAAGGCAAAGGUGGCUCCUAACCUUCACACCAUUUUUGAGCACUUCAAUCGGAUGUCAUUGUUCUUUAUGUGGAGUGUUGCCAAGCAACGCUACCUGGUGGACCGUGCUAAGACCAUAGAGUUUCUCAUCCAGGCAUCUGCCGAGUGUAAGCAGCUCAACAACUUCAGCACCCUCCUCCAGCUCAUGUCUGCACUCGAGCAUGGCUCUGUACAGCGCUACAAGACGGCCUGGGAGCUCAUCCCUAAGAAUUUACGUCAAGAGUUUCGCUCCCUGAAACGAUUGAGCAGCACUGACGGCCGGUUUAAGGAGCUGCGAGGGUCCACGAGGAGAGCCCGCCCUCCUAUGGUCCCCUAUCUGGGCAUUGUCCUCAACGAGAUAGCCGGACUAGUGGAGGUACAACCCACAGUCAUCGAGGAUAACCUCGUUAAUUUCAGCAAAAUGAGAAGAUGUACGAGGCUGGUCAGUGAUACCCUCCAGUAUCAGAAAGACCCUUACGAGUUCACCUUUAUCUCUGAGAUUUCUAAAGUGCUGCUGUGCACAGAAAUUCCAGGCAAUGACGAUGACCUCUAUCAAGUUGCCAAGGCGAUUGAUGACAAAGAUGCGAUAUCAAUAAACAUGCAAUUAUGAGCACAAACACAAAACAAAUUUCACUUUUCACUUAAUUAUUUUGAUCACUGGUGUCUUCAUUCUCUCAUUCUUUAUAAUUAAUUUUUAUAUACUUUUUUUAUUGCAACAGAAUUCCAAUGAUUUAUUUGACUUUUA